Molecule: messenger RNA, 2053 nt
Organism: Cucurbita pepo subsp. pepo (vegetable marrow)
Lineage: Eukaryota; Viridiplantae; Streptophyta; Magnoliopsida; Cucurbitales; Cucurbitaceae
Source: RefSeq, a predicted model, not a curated record
GGUGCAGGUUGGAAAAUUGUUGCUAGCUUCGAGGGAAAUUUUCCAAAUCGAAUCAAGCAAUUACCUUUAGACAGACACUUCGAUAUUAAUAAUGUGAAGAGGAUCGUAUUAGAAGCUGAUGGUUAUCAGCCUUAUCUUAUAUCACCUGAGAAGGGUUUGAGAUCUUUAAUAAAAGGUGUUUUGGAGCUUGCAAAAGAACCAUCACGUCUCUGUGUUGACGAGGUGCACAGGGUUUUGAUAGAUAUUGUUUCUGCUGCUGCUAAUGGCACCCCAGGUCUUGGAAGAUACCCACCAUUCAAAAGAGAGGUUGUGGCCAUUGCAAGUGCUGCCCUGGAUGGGUUUAAAAAUGAAGCGAAAAAGAUGGUUGUGGCGUUAGUUGACAUGGAGCGAGCAUUUGUCCCACCGCAGCAUUUUAUACGUCUUGUACAAAGAAGGAUGGAAAGACAGCGCCGGGAAGAGGAAGUGAAGACUAGAUCAUCAAAAAAAGGACAAGAGGCUGAAGUGAUGUCAAAGAGGGCAAGUAGUCCUCAAACAAAUAGUCAGCAAGCUGGUGGAAGCUUGAAAUCAAUGAAAGAAAAACCUAGUACGGAAGAGAAGGAAGCGCAGGAAAGUACGGGUUUGAAGACAGCAGGUGCUGAAGGAGAGAUAACAGCUGGUUUCUUGUUAAAGAGAAGUGCAAAAACUAAUGGUUGGAGCAGGCGAUGGUUUGUUUUGAAUGAGAAGACUGGAAAGCUUGGAUACACCAAGAAGCAAGAAGAGAGAGACUUUCGUGGUGUCAUUCCUUUAGAGGAUUGUAAUAUAGAAGAAGUUACAGAUGAGGAACAGCCUCCACCUUCAAAGAGUUCUAAGGAUAAGAAGGCAAAUGGGCCAGAUUCUGGAAAGGGACCAAGUCUUGCGUUUAAGAUUACCAGCAAAGUUCCAUAUAAAACUGUUUUAAAAGCCCAUAGUGCUGUUGUUUUGAAAGCCGAGAGCGUCGCUGACAAGGUGGAAUGGACGAACAAGAUACGCCGUGUCAUUCAACCGUCCCGAGGAGGACAAACGAAAGGUUCAUCCUCUGGAGGUGGUCUUACCUUGCGGCAAAGUCUAUCUGAUGGCUCUCUAGACACAAUGACUCGAAAACCUGCUGAUCCUGAAGAAGAGCUGCGGUGGAUGUCUCAAGAAGUUCGUGGUUACGUUGAAGCAGUUUUAAAUAGUUUGGCUGCAAAUGUCCCCAAGGCUGUUGUACUUUGUCAAGUUGAGAAGGCCAAGGAAGACAUGCUAAACCAAUUAUAUAGCUCGAUCAGUGGCCAAAGCUCAGCCAGGAUUGAGGAGCUUCUUCUGGAGGACCCAAACGUAAAACGGAGGAGAGAACGUUAUCAAAAACAAUCCUCUCUCCUUUCGAAACUUACGCGCCAGCUCAGCAUCCACGAUAAUAGUGCAGCUGCUGCUGGUUGGUCCGACAAUGAUGCAGCAGAAAGUAGUCCCCGAACUAGCGGAACGCCUGGAGAUGACUGGAAAUCUGCAUUUGAUGCAGCUGCUAAUGGUCGGGUCGACUCCAGAAGAUCUUCUUCCAAUGGUCGCAGUAGGUAUUCUAACGAUCCCACACAAAAUGGUGACAUAUACUCAGGUUCAAACUCGAGCAGUCGUCGUACUCCAAACCGUCUGCCACCAGCACCUCCACAGUCAUCUUCUGGUUCCAAAUACUUCUAGCAUCACAACAGACCUUGAUGAUUCAUAUUCUCAGCAACAUUGGGUCAUAUUUAGUGAUCUCCUCAAGUUCAUAUUCCUACUAGAAACUUCAAAGUGGAGAGAGAGGUUUGUGUAUAUAUACAACAUUUCUCAGUCUCAGGUUAUACUCUGCUUUCUUCAUAAAUACAAGACUAGAUUCAAGUUUUUGUUCUACCAUUCAUUUUUGGACAAGAAAAAUGUAUUUGAAUGCAUUAGUUAUGCUUUUGUUUGUACUAUCAUAUCCAUUUCUAAUGGGUUAUAAUAUAAUAUUCAGUUAUUUCUUAGUGUAAAGUGAAUCUUGAAUAGAAUUUGUGAUGGUGGAUUUGGAAAGAGCUGGUUAGAAAGA